Haliotis rufescens (red abalone) is the source of this 1149-nucleotide messenger RNA. Its product is annotated as tripartite motif-containing protein 45-like. Gene Ontology annotation, molecular function: zinc ion binding. The transcript has a single exon. The record is from RefSeq and is a predicted model, not a curated record. Bases 1 to 1149 code for a protein of 382 amino acids. Lineage: Eukaryota; Metazoa; Mollusca; Gastropoda; Lepetellida; Haliotidae.
AUGGCACUAUCAAGGUAUCCAAACAUUGUGCCAAUCAACAGGGAUACUACUAAGUGCACAAAGUGUGCGACCACAUAUGAUGCUCACGAGUACCCACGUCUUCUGACAUGUCUUCAUGGAAUUUGCAGGUCAUGUUUAGCAGAUCUCAGCAUUUUGGGCCAAGAACUAAAGUGUCCUGUCUGUGACGAUACAACAUAUAUAAAAGACAGUAGAGCUGCCCUUUCUCUCCCAGAAGACUGCUUCACUAUCAAGGUCAUCCUGUUUUUAGAACUUAAAGAUUCCAAGGGAAAGAUAAAGUGUACUGAAUGUCCCAAGCAGAACAACGCCAUUUCCAGAUGUAUUGAUUGCCGCAUGUACAUGUGUGACAUGUGUAAACUUUAUCAUGAGCGUUUUUCUAAAUACUUCUCAGACCAACACGUAGUCGUUGCAGUGGCGGACCUCUUGGAAAAGCCACAUACCAUCUUCAAUGAGAGCAAGCUAUGCGAAUACCAUUGGAUAAAGGAAACACUCUACUGCAAGACAUGUGAAGUGCCCAUAUGUCCAUCAUGCCUGAAGCUUACCCACGCAAGGCAUAUUGCAUUAGACAUCAACAAUCCACAUGGUAAGGCAAUAGCUAAAGUGUCAGAUAUCAAUGCAAAAUUGACCAAAGAUCAAGAGAACAUAAUGUCAUCUCAACGUGGUAUUAGUGGCAAAGUCGAAGAUUUCAACAUAAAGAUAGCUAACAAGGUGAACGAUAUUGAGGAAACGUUCCAUUCGGUACUUAAAACAUUAGACGAACGCAAAAGGUUCCUUCUUUGUAAGGCUCAAGAGGCGGCUGAUGAAGAACUUCAGAUCAUCCGAAGGAAGAAGUGUGUUAUGGGGGCGAGACUGAAGAGCUCCAAAAAUGCUUUAUCCAAGAGUGAAUCAGUUCUCCAAGAAUGCGCACCAGCUGAUGUAUUGACCAUGAAGGAUGUCAUCAAGUCAAGGAUGAUUCAGCUGGAGAAUGAAACUGCACUGGUCUUCAUCAUUAAGAACUUACGCCUUCACGGGACAGGAUUUGAUAAAACUGAAAAAUUAGUAUCCAAGCUGUGUGACGUGUCAGACUAUUUGAAAUCACCAGCAAGACCGAAACCACGGCCUACUGACUAUCGUACUCUGAUGGCAGUAUGA